Messenger RNA from Rhododendron vialii, 1063 nucleotides. RefSeq names its product UDP-glycosyltransferase 76B1-like. Lineage: Eukaryota; Viridiplantae; Streptophyta; Magnoliopsida; Ericales; Ericaceae. The record is from RefSeq and is a predicted model, not a curated record. Bases 155 to 895 code for a protein of 246 amino acids. The transcript has a single exon.
CACAUCCCCAUCCCCAUCUCAGCAUUACACCUUGUAAUGCACUACAAGUACCCAAGUCGCCGUUGCACAUAGUACUACAUUUGCAAGUGAUUUCAGAAACAAAAAACAUAUAGCCCCCUUCUGGCCCUCUGUUUCAAGAAACACACUCCCUCCAAUGGAGAACCAAGAAAAAACCCAAAUGCCUCGAACCAACAUUAACCGCCGUCUAGUACUCUUUCCAGUCCCUUUACAAGGCCACAUAAACCCCAUGCUUCAACUUGCCAGCAUCCUCCACUCCCAAGGCUUUUCCAUCACAGUCAUCCACACCCACUUCAACUCCCCCGCCAAAUCCAAACACCCUCACUUCACCUUCCUCCCCAUCUCCGACGGGCUCUCGCCAGCCGAGGCUUCGACGGAGGACGUCGUCUCUCUCCUCACGCUGCUCAACUCCAACUGCGUCGCCCCGUUUCGGGACGCUUUGAGUGGAUUACUAGCAGAGGGGCCGAUUGCUUGCUUGAUAACGGACGCUAUGUGGCACUUUUCGCAGUCGGUUUCGGAUGGGUUUGGGAUACCCAGGAUUGUUUUGAGGACUAGCAGUGUUUCUUGUUUUCUGGCUUUUGCUGCCUUUCCAAUACUGCGGAAAAAGGGUUAUCUCCCCAAACAAGGUGUGGAUUCACUCAGCUCUGUUUUUUCUCUCUCUGUCUCUAGCUUCGAAUUACCUUUGUCAUUUUCCCUUAAGUUGAUAUCGAAUUUGGGGAUGGUAUUGUGCAUCGGUGUGCACAGUAUCGUGUUGCACCCUUUCAAGCUGUCAAAUCGUGCAUCCGAUGGCUCGGAUAUUAUCUCGGCAAUGAACGGCUCUCGAUCGUUGGUUGUCAAGAUAAGAUCCGAACCGUCGAAUGCACGAUUCGACGGCUGAAAGGUGCGCAGCACGGCACCUCACUGCACAGCACCAACUCGAAGUCGAUUGAUUUCAAUGUCUUUCUUUGAAUCUUUUUUAACUUCGAUCUGUGUAUUUAUAUUUUCUCAUCGUUGAGACGAAUGAUAAAUUUUAAAUAUUAAAAAAUAUAUUAAAUGUGAAAAAAAA